This is a messenger RNA of Haemorhous mexicanus (house finch), 941 nucleotides long. RefSeq names its product fibroblast growth factor 22 (gene FGF22). Gene Ontology annotation, cellular component: cytoplasm. The coding region runs from base 1 to 582 and encodes 193 amino acids. The record is from RefSeq and is a predicted model, not a curated record. Lineage: Eukaryota; Metazoa; Chordata; Aves; Passeriformes; Fringillidae. Gene Ontology annotation, biological process: positive regulation of protein phosphorylation; animal organ morphogenesis; cell differentiation. The transcript is spliced from 3 exons. Gene Ontology annotation, molecular function: fibroblast growth factor receptor binding; growth factor activity.
AUGGCCCAUCGCCCGUCGCCCGUCUGUCGCCCGCCGCCCGCCGCCAUGAGGCGCGGGGGCCCCGCCGCCAUCGCCGCCUGCCUCGCCGGGGCACUCGCCGUGCUGGCGGGGCCGGGGCCGGGGCCGGGCAGUGCCACCGGGACCGGCCGGCGGCCCCCCCGCAGCUACGGGCACCUGGAGGGCGACGUGCGCUGGCGGCGGCUCUUCUCCGCCACCCGCUUCUUCCUGCGCAUCGACGGCGGCGGCGGCGUGGAGGGAACGCGCUGGAGGGAGCGGCCGGGCAGCAUCGUUGAGAUCCGGUCGGUGCGUGUCGGCGUCGUGGCCAUCCGGGCGGUGCACACCGGCUUCUACCUGGCCAUGAACAAGCGGGGGAGGCUCUACGGGUCGAAGGAGUUCAGCCCCAACUGCAAGUUCACGGAGCGCAUCGAAGAGAACGGCUACAACACCUACGCGUCGCUGCGCUGGCGGCACCGCGGCCGCCCCAUGUUCCUCUCGCUCAAUAGCAAGGGCCGGCCACAGCGAGGGGGCAGGACCCGCCGGCAGCACCUCUCCACACACUUCCUCCCCAUGCUCGUCAGCUGAACACCGUGGGCAGCUCCAGACGGUCCUGUAGGAAGAAAAAAAAAAAAAAACCAAACAAAAAAUGUUAUUUUAUUUAUGUACAUAUCUAUUUUUUGCUAUUUAUUGCUUUAUUUUUAACGCAUGGCAGAGGAGGGAUGUGGAAGGCAGUCUCAGCCGUGCGGGGCUGUGGUUCUCCCACUGUUCCCAAAUUUGCCCUAAACCAGGACAGCCUGGCACAGGGAUGGUGUGGUGCAGUUGGGGAACACGACUGGAGCAGGGGCCAGGAUCUGCUAAUGGCAUCUCUGCAGGGCUGGGAUGUACCAGCAGGUUGUCUGUGUCCGAGCUUCCGUGGCAAUUAAAGCUGUGUUUGUGGUAUGGAA